This is a messenger RNA of Cinclus cinclus, 2172 nucleotides long. RefSeq names its product APC down-regulated 1 like (gene APCDD1L). Lineage: Eukaryota; Metazoa; Chordata; Aves; Passeriformes; Cinclidae. Gene Ontology annotation, biological process: negative regulation of Wnt signaling pathway. Gene Ontology annotation, cellular component: plasma membrane. The coding region runs from base 1 to 2172 and encodes 723 amino acids. The transcript has 5 exons. Gene Ontology annotation, molecular function: Wnt-protein binding. The record is from RefSeq and is a predicted model, not a curated record.
AUGGCGUCCCACAGCGCAGACCUGGCCCUAGCCCCCAGCAGCCUCCAAGGCCUCGGGGGCCAGGGCAGCCCCACCGCCGCAGGUGGGGUGACACCGCGGUGCCGUCCCGCGGCGACAGGACGGGAGGGCGAGCGGGUGACGGAGACGGGGUUGUACUCUCAUGAGGGUCCCCGUCACCUCCCUCACCCACCGGGCACGGUGAGGGGGCAGGAGGGUGCAAGGAGUGCAGCGGGACUGACUUCAUGGGGAGUGCAGAGGUUCAGCGAGGAGUGUGCAAGGAGUGUGCGAGGAGAGCGCAGCGCACUGGGGAGGAGGAUGCAGGAAAAUGCGAGGGGAGUGCGAAGAGGGUGCAAAGAAGCGGCGAGGAGGGGGCGAGAGGACCAGGACGGCGGGUCUCGGUGGGGCCGGCGUCGGGACGGGGAUCCCGGCUGCCCCCGCCCGGGCAGGAGGCACCUGGCGCCCGGAGCAGCCGCUCGCCGCUCCCUGCCCGGGUCACCCUCGGUGCCUUCCCGGCCCGGGCAGGGUGUCCCCUCCGUGCGGCUGCGGGGUGCCGGGAGCUCUGCAGCUCCACCGCCGCUCGCCGGGGCACAGACGGGAGGGGAGCGCCCCGGACGGACCCCGGAGCCCCGGGUUGCUGCCCCCCGAACUGUGGGACCGGGAGAAAAACCGCUGAAGCCUUUUCCGAGUGAGCGCUGUGCAGAGAUGCCAGAAGGGCAUCUCCGGGUGAGAUACAAGGCCUGCGUGGCCGCGGAGCCGCGCUGCCGCCAGCAGCUGCGCCACCUGCAGGACAGCGCCGGGAUCGCCGCGCGGCUGCCGCCCCGCCUGGAGGGGCGCUGGGUCUCCACUGGGUGCGAGGUACGGCCGGGACCCGAGUUCCUGACCCGAUCCUACCUCUUCUACACCAACCGGCUCUUCAAGGCUCUCCAGUUCUACUACUGGGACCCGUCCUGCCGUGACCCCUCCUACUCGCUGGUCAUCAAGGGCAAGCUCCGGCUGCGCCAGGCCUCCUGGAUCACCCGCGGGGCCACCGAGGCCGACUACCACCUGCACAAAGUGGGCAUCGUGUUCCACAGCCAGAAGGCCAUGCGGGAAGUGGCCUCCUGGAUCAACCAGACCUCUGGCGAGGGCUGCGGAGGAUUCCUGCCCCCGGGGCGCUCCUGGGCGCCCGGAGCCCUGUACGAGGUGCUGAGCGCCAGGACAGAGCGCGACUGCACCGCGGCGCUGGGCUUCGCCAUGCACGAGCUGAGCCUGGUGCGGGUGGAGAGGCACUUCCAGCCCCUGCUGCAGCCGCAGCAGAGCGGGAGCAGGCUGGUGGAGGAGCUGUACCUGGGGGACAUCCACACGGACUGGGGGGAGAGGCUGCACUACCGCCCCACCGGCUACCAGCGCCCCAUGCAGAGCGCCCUGCACCACGUGCACCCUUGCCCGGCGUGUGGGAUUAUCUCCAGGGCCGAUGAGCAUCACCCCCCGAUCCUGCCCGCCAGAGCCGCGCUGCCGAUGCAGCUCAGCGGCAGCUGGGUCAGCACCCACUGCGAGGUCCGCCCGGCCGUGCUCUUCCUCACCCGGUACUUCACAUUCCACGGCGACAACCACACCUGGCAAGGGCAUUACUAUCACUACUCCGACCCGCUCUGCCGGCAGCCCACGUUCACCAUCUACGCCUCCGGGCACUACACUCAGGGCAUCCCCUCCUCCAAGGUGCGGGGCGGCACCGAGCUGGCGUUUAAAGUCACCCAGGCUCGGGUGACGCCGAUGGACCAGGUGACCGUGGUGAUGCUCAACUCCUCGGAACCGGGAAGCUGCGGGCUGGCGGGCUCCUGGAGAGCCGGGGUGGAGCAGGAUAUAACUCCCACGAACGGAUGCUUGGCUUUGGGCAUCAAGCUGCCCCACACCGAGUACGAACUGUUCAAAACGGAGCAGGACACGCAGGAGCGCAGCCUCCUCUACAUCGGGGAGCGCCCCACGGACGGCUCCAGCCCCGACAGCCCCGACAAGCGACCCACGUCCUACCAGGCCCCUCUGGUCCAGUGUGCUGCAGCCUCAGAGGAAUUCUCCAACUACAUUAGUCUGAAAUACGUGGGAAGAAAGGAUGCUAAUGGGAUUGAAGCACUAAAACCUUUGCCUGUGGCCUUUUUAUUGUUUAUAGCACUUCUGUUUUUAAGAUGGGACUAG